Messenger RNA from Chenopodium quinoa (quinoa), 951 nucleotides. RefSeq names its product glutathione S-transferase T3-like. The transcript is spliced from 2 exons. NCBI's taxonomy places the organism in Eukaryota, Viridiplantae, Streptophyta, Magnoliopsida, Caryophyllales, Amaranthaceae. The record is from RefSeq and is a predicted model, not a curated record. Bases 1 to 951 code for a protein of 316 amino acids.
AUGGAUCUUAAUAAUCCUAAUUACGGAAGUGGUUCCUCUCAAAAUAAUCCAAAUAACCAAUCUUCCAAUUCUCCAAAUUUUCAAAGUCCCCACGGGAGUAACACUAAUGUAAGGGCAGAAAAAUGGGGUGCAAAAGAAGAUGAUGCCCUCGUUUCGGCUUGGGUAGAGCGUGCAGUUGGAGAUCCAGAGACGGCAACUGAUCAAAGUUUGGCGGUAAUGUGGAGGAACAUAAAAUCCCUUUAUGAUCAAGCUAGAGAAGAAAAUCCAUCCACCAUGCGCCCUAGAACUUUAAGAUCUAUUAAAAGUCGGUGGGCAAGAAUAAAUAAAGAUGUGAGUAUAUGGGUUGGUUGCUAUAGUGAAGCAAAAAAAAGAUAUAUGAGUGGUACCAACACUCAUGAUGAAAUGACCGAAGCUCGUGAAAUAUAUAGAGGAACAUGUAAUGUUUCACGCUUUGGUUUAAUUGGUUGUUGGGAGAUGUUGAGAGAGUUAGACAAAUGGAAGCCAAUAGCCCUGGAUUUACCUUCUAGUGAUGGUGGCAAUUCGAAAAGAUUAGAGCCAGAUACUCCAACUGAUGAAGGUCCAAAAACUCAUACUCGUCGUCGUCGUCCUGACGGGGUGAAAGCAUCUAAAAGAAAAGGUAAAUCUGUUUUCAAUUCUGGAAUUCAAAUUGGUGGUAGUUCUGAAAUUAAAAAUUUAGAGUCGUUUACUCAAGCCCUAUCAGAGAUGAAUGUAAUGAAAGGUCAACACAAAGAUGUUGAUGAAAGGCGAAUUGAUGUAGCAGAACGUAUGCUAGAGUGUCAGAAGGAGCGAGAUGCCAUCAAAGCUCGGAAGAAACAAGAAGAAAAAAGGUUCAAGCUAUUUAGUGUCCUUCUUGCAAAACCAAUUCUAUCUAAAGAAGAAAAAGAAAUAUAUCUAAAAUUAAAGCAAGAAUUUGCACAUCUUCUAGGCUAG